AUGUCGUAUCUGUGGCUGCUUUCCUGUCUCUUCGUCGUCUCGGUCGUGGUGGGGGCGGUGGUGUUCGUGCUCCCGGUCCAUUUCGGGGAAUCCAUCGAUGUGGCCAUGAAGAGAUCUCUGAUCGAGUACGAUGACCGGACGGAAGGUCCCGUCAGAAUCGCCUGGGAUGAGGUACAGAGGAUGUUUAAGUGUUGUGGCAUCGAGAGUGCACAAGACUGGCAGUCGAACAAUCACCUUCAGGGCCAGUACCCAAGGAGUUGCUGUCGGCUUCACCCGGAUGGAGACAUGCUGCAGUGCGAAUCCAGCAUAGCCAACACGUGGUGGGAAGGCUGCCUGGAAAAAGUAAAGGUCAUUCUCCAAAGGCGCGGGACUCUCCUGAGCGGCACGAUGUUCGGCGUCGCCUUUCUCGCCGUCAGUUAA
Molecule: messenger RNA, 420 nt
Organism: Darwinula stevensoni
Lineage: Eukaryota; Metazoa; Arthropoda; Ostracoda; Podocopida; Darwinulidae
Source: the annotation of a GenBank genome assembly